AUGACUCACAAACAUUGCUUUGAAGCCUUGGAUAGGAGUUUACGCGAUGUCAUUCGUUGUCCUAAUGGUAAACCAUCUGAAUUAAGCUUUGGCGGCAAAGUUGUUAUCUUUGAUGGUGAUUUUAGGCAAGUUCUGCCAGUGAUCCCAAAGGGUACGAGACAAGAUAUUGUAUUCGCUACACUAAAGUUAUCAAAUAUUUGGAAUGAUUGUAAGGUGCUACGACUUACAAAGAACAUGAGAUUGCGACCAGGAUUAGCUAAUGUUGAUGAACUACGAGAAUUUGCAUAUUGGAUUCUCAAAGUUGGGGAUGGAAAGCUCGGAGGACCUAAUGAUGGAGAGACUAUUAUUGAUAUACCCGAAGAUAUAUUAAUAAAGGAUGCAUAUGAUCCAAUAGCUGCAAUUGUUGAUGCAACAUAUCCUGGAAUUCAUGAGGGCUCAACUGAUAGUUCAUACUUUCAUGAGAGGGCAGUUUUAGCACCAACCAAUGAGAUUGUUGAUAAGGUUAAUGAGCAUGUAUUGUCACUUAUAGCUGGAGAAGAGAAUAUGUAUUUGAGUUCGGAUUCAAUCGACAAAUCUGACGGUAUUUAUGGUACAAAUAAUGAUGCUUUUUCAAUUGAGUUUCUCAACUCAAUACGUGCAUCUGGAGUUUCAAACCAUAAAUUAUUGUUAAAAGUAGGUGCUCCAAUAAUGAUGCUCAGGAAUAUGGAUCAGUCAACAGGCUUAUGCAAUGGUACACACAUGGUUGUUGAUCAUCUUGGUGAUCGGGUCAUACAAGCAACAAUUAUAUCUGGAUCUAACAUUGGCCAUAAGGCAGUUUUUCGUGUCUUUGUGUUUGGGAUGACGAUCAAUAAAAGUCAAGGACAAUCACUAUCACACGUUGGUUUGUUCCUACCUAAGCCUGUUUUUAGUCAUGGACAAUUCUAUGUUGCAAUUUCUAGAGUGACUAGCAGAAAAGGUUUAAAAAUUCUCAUAUGUGAUAAGGAUGGUCAAAUAUGUGAUCGCACUGAAAAGGUUAUGUACAAAGAGAUAUUUCAAAUUCUAUAA
Amaranthus tricolor (Joseph's coat) is the source of this 1044-nucleotide messenger RNA. RefSeq lists its product as uncharacterized. Gene Ontology annotation, molecular function: DNA helicase activity. NCBI's taxonomy places the organism in Eukaryota, Viridiplantae, Streptophyta, Magnoliopsida, Caryophyllales, Amaranthaceae. Gene Ontology annotation, biological process: telomere maintenance; DNA repair. The record is from RefSeq and is a predicted model, not a curated record. The coding region runs from base 1 to 1044 and encodes 347 amino acids. The transcript has 2 exons.